Molecule: messenger RNA, 1035 nt
Organism: Aspergillus terreus NIH2624
Lineage: Eukaryota; Fungi; Ascomycota; Eurotiomycetes; Eurotiales; Aspergillaceae
Product: protein GET4
Exons: 4
Coding region: 1-1035 (344 amino acids)
Biological process (GO): protein insertion into ER membrane
Cellular component (GO): cytosol; TRC complex
Molecular function (GO): protein binding
Source: RefSeq, a predicted model, not a curated record
AUGACCUCUCGGAUCGACAAGACGAUUGCCCGACAGCGCGAAAAGAUCGCUUCCGGGGCCUACUACGAAGCUCACCAGCAACUCCGGGUCAUUGCCGCGCGGUACAUCAAGCAGGCGAACUACGAUGCGGCGGCGGAACUGCUGGCUGGAGGGGCUACCGCGUUGCUGAGAGCUGGUUCCCAGCAGGGCGCUUCGGCGAGUGGAGGCGACCUCGCGAUCAUGCUGGUUCUUGAGGUUUAUAACAAGUCCGGCUGGGAGAUCAGUGGAAAAGAUGAUGCGGAAGACCGUUCUCGGAAGAAGCGCCUCAUCGAACUUCUUCACGAAUUCCCUCCCGAGGAGCCUACACGGAGACGGUAUAUUCAGGAAAUGAUUGCUUGGAGCGGACGAUGCGGUCCCUUGGAGAGGGGUGACCCUGACUUGCACCAUGCCGCUGGAACAGUCUACGCCGAAGACCAUGAGCCAUAUGAUGCCGAGAAGCAUCUCAUCCUUGGUACAUCCGAGUCCGCCGAGACGCUGGCGAAACUGGAAUAUGAGUGGUACACGAAUGACGAGCCGCACACGGCGGCCAUCUACGCCUCACGCGCUGUCUUCCCAUACCUCCUCACUGGCAACAUUCGCAGUGCCAACAAGGCCUUUCUCAUUUUUACGUCGCGACUGUCCUCCUCGAAUCCAUCCCUCGGCUCCCAAGUCGUCAGCAGCGCCAGUGCAGACGUGCGCGUGUUCCCAGCACUGCCUCUACUGAAUUUCAUAAGCAUGCUGCUCCUCACCAUCCAGCGUGGCAGUGCGGACCUCUUCAAGCAAUUGACGGCGCAGUAUGCGUCGCAGAUUCAAGAGGUCGGGCUCUGGGACGAUGCCUUGGCGCAGAUUGGCGAACAGUAUUUCGCUAUCAAGAUACCCAGACAAGGGAACCCUCUGCUGGAUAUGAUGGGUAGCAUGUUGUUUGGCGGCCAGGGUGGCGCAGGUGGAAGGGGACCGCAGAGUCGGGGACCGUCAAGGAAAGUCGAAGCACCUCCGUCAAACCCGGAGCUUGAUUAG